Penicillium atrosanguineum is the source of this 993-nucleotide messenger RNA. Its product is annotated as isocitrate lyase/PEP mutase family protein. Gene Ontology annotation, molecular function: catalytic activity. Lineage: Eukaryota; Fungi; Ascomycota; Eurotiomycetes; Eurotiales; Aspergillaceae. The transcript has 3 exons. The record is from RefSeq and is a predicted model, not a curated record. The coding region runs from base 1 to 993 and encodes 330 amino acids.
AUGUCUGCAAGCACUGUCCCCUAUCCGUUCCAAUUCGAAGCUCCCGAGAGCUCUGGCCCGCAGGAUGGAAGUAACACGACCGUGAACUUGACUUUGAAAAAUGUUCGAGGAAGAAUCCCAUUUGAGCAGACAUCGCGUCUGCGCACGAUGAUGCUCGAGGCUCGCAACGAUCCCACCAAAAUUCUCGCGCACGCAUGCACCUAUGACGGGCUCUCUUCGCGCCUGGUCGAGGAGGCGGGAUUUCCCCUAGUCUUCUUAGCGGGAUAUGCUGUGGCCUCAGCAUACGGGCUCCCCGAUGCAGGAUAUAUCUCAAUGCCUGAGCUUUGCGACAAGAUCCAAGAGGCAUACCGUCAAGUGUCCAUCCCCAUUAUGGCCGAUGGAGACACCGGGUACGGAAGCCCUAUGAAUGUGAAGCGAACUGUUGAGAGCUUUGCAGCUGCAGGUGCAGCUGGUGCUAUGAUUGAAGACCAGCAGUGGCCGAAGCGUUGCGGACACACCAAAGGAAAGAGCGUCGUCUCCCGUGAAGAGGCCUAUGCUCGAAUUCAGGCUGCAGUUGAUGCCCGUAAUGAAGGGAGAGAUAUAUUCAUUCUUGCCCGCACGGACGCAUUGAUGCAUGGCUGGGAUGAAGCCAUGACUCGCGCCAAAGAGUUCAAACGUAUUGGUGUCGACGCUAUCUUUAUCGAGGCUCUUCCCGAUCGCAAUGCCAUGAAGCGAUGUGCGCAGGAAAUUGAUAUUCCGAUCUUUGCAAACAUUAUUGAGGGUGGAAAGACCGAGAAUCUCUCUGCCACGGAGCUCGCGGAGCUGGGAUACAGCGCGGUCGCGUAUCCUUGGACAUUGGUGGCGGCUCACCUGAAAAGUGUUCGUGAGGCUUUGGAUGGGCUCAAGAGGAGCAUGACUGUGGGCGCUCCUCCCAUGAUUUUGACUUACGAUGAGGUCUGCGAAGGCGUUGGGUUCAACAAAUACUGGGACCAAGAGGAGAAGUACAAGUUCUAG